CCCCAUCUUUAAGCCCCAGCCAGUGCGCCGUUAGCCGCAGGACAGCACGGAGCAGCGCAGAGGAAGCCGCCCCACGCUCAUGCCGUGAAAAAAGGGGACAGAACUCACCUGGAUUUAAAAGAAAAUGAUAGAAACAAUGGAUACGCAGCGUGCCUUGCAGGCGGUGGAGCGUCUCCAGGCCAAGCUGAAGGAGCGGGGGGAGGUGCCCACGGAGGAGAAGCUCAGCCUGCUCAGGUCGGUGCUCCAGAGCCCCCUCUUCCACCAGAUCCUGGCCUUGCAGAAGUCUGUGCAGCAUCUGAAAGAGCAGGGGACUGUCCCGGCAACAAGAGGAAGUGACCUCAGCGACAACGGCACAGCGGUCAAGCCCAACGGCAGCCAUGUUUCCUACUCGGACGUCCCGGCUGCGACGCAAAUCAACGGCAAGACGCCAUCCGAAGAGUUUGAGACCGUCAUUCGUUCCAUGGCACAGGGCCGCUACGUGACACACGUGGAGCUGCAGAAGCCGGUGUCUGGAGGUCUUGGCUUCAGCGUGGUGGGCUUGAAAAGCGAGAACCGCGGCGAGCUCGGCAUCUUCAUCCAGGAAAUUCAGCCAGGAAGCGUCGCCCACUGCGACGGGAAGCUGAAAGAAGCCGACCAGAUCUUGGCCAUCAAUGGCCAGCCCCUGGAUCAAACGGUGACCCACCAGCAAGCCAUAGGCAUUCUGCAGAGCGCUUCAGAGAGGGUGCAGCUCGCAGUGGCAAGAGGGCCGAUACCUCAGCUCGCCAGCCCUGUGGUGUCCCGCACGCCCUCUGCUGCCAGCACGCUGUCGGCCAACUCCAGCGCGUGGCAGCAUGUGGAGACAAUUGAGCUGGUCAACGAUGGCACUGGUCUCGGUUUUGGUAUUGUCGGAGGAAAGACCACCGGGGUGAUCGUCAAAACUAUACUUCCUGGAGGCAUAGCUGAUCAGGAUGGCCGGCUGCGCAGCGGGGACCACAUCCUGCGGAUCGGAGACACCGACCUGUACGGGAUGGGCAGCGAGCAGGUGGCCCAGGUCCUCAGACAGUGCGGCAACAGGGUGAAGCUGGUGGUCACCAGGGGUCCCGUGGAAGAAACUCCGUCUGCCGUCAUGCCCGUGGUGCUUCCCACCGUCAACGAGCAGCAGGACUGUGAGGAAGAGGAGUCUGAGGCGUUUGAUGUGAGCCUCACCAAGAACGCCCAGGGACUGGGGAUCACUAUUGCCGGCUACGUUGGAGAUAAAAACUCAGAGCCCUCCGGUAUUUUCGUUAAGAGCAUAACAAAAGACAGCGCCGUGGAUCAAGAUGGCCGCAUUCAUGUUGGAGACCAGAUAAUAGCUGUGGACGGCGUCAACAUCCAGGGAUACACCAAUCAGCAGGCCGUGGAGGUGCUCAGACACACGGGCCAGACAGUCCACCUUAAGCUGAUCCGUCGGGGCUUCAGGCCCGAGGAGAUCCCCCCCGCCGUGGCGCCCGCCGUCACCGUCCUGCCCCCGUCCACCACCAUCCUGCCCACCACCACCACCGUCAUGAGGGAGCUGGAGCUGGAGAGGAUGCAAGCAGAGGAGGCGGCACAAGUCGCCACAGAUGAAAAGCAGCUCCAGACAAAGAGUGAAGGAUCUGAUGUCAGCCCAGCCACGGAUCAGCUAACAAAAGACAAACAUGAGCUGAAGCCUUUUGAAGACGAGGAGCUGAUGAAGAAGUGGCAGGAGAUUCUGGGCCCCAGUAAUGAAGUUGUAGUGGCUCAGGUGGAGAAGUUCACCGAGAACAGCGGCCUCGGCAUCAGUCUGGAAGCCAACAGCGGGCAUCACUACAUCCGCUCGGUGCUUCCUGAGGGACCCGUGGGCCGCUGUGGCAAACUGUUCAGCGGAGAUGAACUGCUGGAGGUCAAUGGCAUUUCCCUGAUUGGUGAAACCCACAAAGAAGUGGUGAGAAUCCUGAAGGAGCUUCCUCUCUGCGUCUACAUGACUUGCUGCCGUCCUGCUCCUGAUCUGCAGCCUGACAUGGAAGCCGUCCAACCCGAGUCAGAGGCUUUAUCCACAGCGUGUCAGCUAAAGAAUCAAAUAGACCUCGGCGGCGGCGGCGCGCUGGCUGCCGAAGACUCGGAGGUGAACACAGCGGCAGCGACACAGGAUACCGCGGCGGCCGAGGAGGCGAUAGGAUCUCCUCUGGCCAUGUGGGAGUUGGAGAUCCAGAAUAUCGAGCUUGAAAAGGGAGAAGGGGGAUUGGGAUUCAGCAUUCUGGACUACCAGGACCCGCUGGACCCGGCCAAGACGGUAAUCGUGAUUCGCUCUCUGGUUCCCAACGGCGUCGCGGAGAAAGACGGCCGGCUGUUGCCAGGAGACCGACUCAUGUAUGUUAACGCCACCGACCUGGAGAACGCCAGCCUGGAGGACGCCGUCCAGGCCCUGAAGGGUGCCAAGCUUGGCAAGGUCCAGAUCGGAGUCGCCAAACCUCUGCCUGGAAUAUGUGGAUAUUCCCACUCUCCACACCCAUAUGGUGAGCAGGAGAUAACCUCAUCAUCCACCAUCCACUCAUUUGACUUCAACAGUAUUUUGGUUGGAGAAGCAGAGGAAGAAGGACUGGCUGAGGGCAUCCUUUACCGAGCAGAGCCUGCAUUGAUUGACACCAGCGAAGCAGACCUAUCUGAUGAAAAGGUGUUAGAUCACACUUACUCCGGGAUAGAGGACGACACUUUCCAGGCGUCCAUGAUCGCUCUCCACGGCAGCGGCUGCGGCGCCGACCUGGAUUACCUGCACUCGUCCACGCCGAAGCUGACGGCUCGCCUCAACUUGCUGGAGGAGCAUCCCUGCUUCGCCGACAGCACUCUCUCUCCGGAGAAGCCGGCCUCUUACUCUCCCCCGGGCCCGGCGGGUCACGACCCGGCUUUUAACGCCGUCCUAAGCAGCUCCGAGCAGUACCUGGCACAGCACCCGAGCAACGAAGACCCGGCGGAGGGCUCCAACUCGUACAGCCCGUUCGCUGAAACAGGAGGCAGAACUAACGCCGAGGAGGAGGCUGUUCAGUACCAGAAGGAACCGGUUAUCUCUUUUGGAGAUAUCACCAUUUUAAUAAAGGACGACGAGGCCGGCGCGAAAGAGUCGGCAGAAGACGGCGACAAAGCGGCUCUGACCUCCGGGAGCAGCUUUGAAAGGACUAUCACAGUCGUCAAGGGCAACUCCAGCCUGGGGAUGACGGUGAGCGCCAUGAAAGGCGGACUGGGGAUGCUGAUCCGCAGCAUCAUCCACGGAGGCUCCAUCAGCCGCGACGGGCGCCUGGGGGUCGGCGACCUCAUCCUGGCCAUCAACGGAGAGCCCACCGCCGACCUGAGCAACGCCCAGGCUCGAGCCAUGCUCAGGAGGCACUCCCUCAUUGGACCGGACCUGGAAUCUGCUUGUGCACCCGAGGACGAUCUGUGCCCGUUCUAUGUAAUAACAUACGUCCCCGCUGAGUAUCUGGAGGAGUACAAGGCCGGCCUCGAGCAAGCCAAAGACGAAGUUUUCUCCGAAGCGGCUCCGGUUCCAGCUCCGGCUCCCAAAGAUGUGCCCAACCUCCCUGAGCGCGAAGAUGGAGAAGGAGAAGAAAGCGCCUCUUACGGCAGCUGGAACCAACCGAGGAAGGUGGAGCUGUUCAGAGAGCCGGGGAAGUCUCUGGGGAUCAGCAUCGUCGGAGGCCGAGGGAUGGGCAGCCGGCUGAGCAACGGGGAGGUGAUGAGGGGCAUUUUUAUCAAACACAUCCUGGAGGACAGUCCAGCUGGACAGAACCGGACCCUGAAGACCGGAGACAGGAUUGUAGAGGUGGACGGCGUGGACCUGAGAGACGCCAGUCACGAGGAGGCAGUGGAGGCCAUACGCCGGGCAGGAAACCCAGUGUCCUUCCUGGUGCAGAGCAUUAUCCACAGACCCCGGUCAUCGAUAACGGAGUCCGGCGAGGAGCGAGCAGCAACCAGGGACGGCAAGGACAAGCUGGCGAAGCGUGAAGCGGCAAAGACGUCUCCCACCAGCACCGUCCUCCCCCUGCCAGUGGUGCCCCAUGUGGGAGAGACUGAUACCGACACGCUGACAGAGAUUCCUGGCAGACCUGCCGAGACGGUGGAGGAGGAGAACAAGGAGGUGGUGGUGGUGGAGGAGGAGGAGGAGGAAGAGGAGGAAGAGGAGGAAGAGGAGGAUGAGUUUGGAUACAGCUGGAAGAACGUGAUCCGGCGCUACGGCAGCCUCCCGGGCGUCCUGCACAUGAUCGAGCUGGAGAAAGGCAAGACGGGCCUGGGUCUGAGCCUGGCGGGCAACAGGGACCGGUCCCGCAUGAGCGUGUUCGUGGUGGGGAUCGAUCCCAACGGGGCGGCCGGCAGGGACGGGCGCAUGGUGGUGGGCGACGAGCUGCUGGAGAUCAACGGACAAGUGCUGUACGGCCACAGCCACCAGAACGCAUCGUCCAUCAUCAAGAGCUCUCCGUCCAGAGUCAAAAUCAUCUUUAUCAGGAACACGGAGGCGCUGAACCAGAUGGCCGUGGGACCAGUGAGGGAGCACGACGGAGACGCAGCGGAGCCCCACGAGCCAGAAACGACAAAUGGCGACGCCGAUCCCUCCACGAGCGUUCACCACAUCAUCAAGCUGAAGGAGGACGGAGGACUUGGCAUCACUUUUGUUGACGGCAACACGGACGCCGGGGUGGAGAUUCAGAGUAUAUCUGAAGUGACAGGACACACUGGCAAAGAGGGCUGCAUGCAACCAGGGGACAAACUCUUGGCUGUGAACGGUGAAUCGGUGCUGGGAUACUCUGCUGAUAAGGUCAAUUCUCUACUGAGAACAGCCAAAGGUCCAGUGAAGCUAACCUUCUCUACAAAUGAGAUCGCCUCCUCCCUCUCCUCUCCCCAGUCGACCUGCCAGGACAGGGGUUGCUCGGAUGGACUCCUCACCGGUCCGCCCAGCACGCCCAGCGCCGCCCUGGCUGCCAUGAGCCAGCCGGAGGCAGAAGUCGUCACCAGCCUCAGCCGCUCGUCCACCCCGUCCACUCUGGCCUGCGAUCCGGCCACCUGCCCCAUCAUCCCCGGCUGCGAGACCACCAUCGACAUCUCCAAGGGCCGCACGGGCCUGGGCCUGAGCAUCGUGGGAGGCUGCGACACCCUGCUGGGGGCUAUCAUCAUCCAUGAAGUUUAUGAAGAAGGGGCAGCCUCCAAAGAUGGCAGACUGUGGGCAGGAGACCAAAUCCUUGAGGUGAACGGCAUCGACCUGCGAGCGGCCAGUCACGACGAAGCCAUCAACGUGCUGCGACAGACGCCGCAGAAGGUUCAGCUGACGGUGUACCGGGACGAAGCCCAGUACAAGGAGGAGGACCUGUGGGACUCGUUCACCGUGGAGCUGCACAAGAAGCCCGGCCAGGGCCUGGGCCUGAGCAUCGUGGGGAGGAGGAACGACACAGGCGUGUUCGUGUCCGAUAUCGUGAAAGGAGGCUUGGUGGAUACCGACGGCCGGCUGAUGCAGGGCGACCAGAUCCUGUCAGUCAACGGCGAGGACGUCCGCUCGGCCACUCAGGAGGCCGUGGCCGCGCUGCUCAAGUGCUGCGUGGGGCCUAUAAAGAUGGAGGUGGGGAGGUUUAAGGCAGGUCCCUUCCACUCUGAAAGAAGGAUGUCUCAAAGCAGUCAGAUGAGUGAAACAGGCAGCUCCAAGGCGGCCUAUCAGUCAUGUGCAGACGCUGGAAACCUUCCCGGCGACCCUGACAAACUCAGCAGAAGUCAGGAACCUCCGGAGCAUCAGGACACCAGGACGGUGGAGUUCACUAAAGGCCCCAAUGACUCUCUGGGUAUCAGCAUAGCAGGCGGGGUGGGCAGUCCUCUGGGCGACAUACCCAUCUUCAUCGCCAUGAUGAAUCCGGUCGGCCUCGCCGCUCAGACUCAAAAGCUCAAGAUCGGGGACCGAAUUGUCAGCAUAUGUGGAACUUCGGCUGAAGGCAUGAGCCACUCGCAGGCUGUCACUCUGCUCAAGAACGCCACCGGCACAAUACAGCUGCAGGUGGUGGCGGGCGGCGACACCACCGUGACGGGGCCGUCUCAGGAGCAGGCCGCCGGGGGCCUGACGCCCAGCUGCAUCUUCCAGGAUGACCUCGGCCCACCUCAGUAUAAGACCAUCACUCUUGAGCGAGGACCAGACGGAUUGGGUUUCAGUAUCGUCGGAGGCUACGGCAGCCCGCAUGGAGACUUGCCAAUUUAUGUUAAAACCGUGUUCGGAAAGGGCGCGGCAGCAGAGGACGGCCGUCUGAAGCGAGGAGACCAGAUCAUGGCGGUCAACGGGCAAACCCUGGAGGGCGUCACUCACGAGGAAGCUGUCGGCAUCCUGAAAAGGACCAAAGGAACCGUCACGCUCACCGUGCUGUCGUAGACGAACACACACAAAAGUUCACAAAUAGAAGCAACCACUCGACCAUGAAGAAGACUGUUACUCAACGUAGCCCCGAACACUGUGAUCCACGAACGCUGACUACAAGUAGGCCCGUAUGAAACUAGAGGAGCUUGUACGUAGCCAUGCAGUUAUAAGUAUGUGAAUCUGUAAAUAGUACUAGAAACAUUCCAUGACUCUGGGUUGAGAUAUUCACUGGACUCUGUCGGUAGCAGAAAGAGAGCGUUUCUACAAAGGAGAGGCCUGUUUUCCAGUUUAUAUUCUAAAGGUAUAGGGGUGACCUCUGGGUAAAUUCAGAGCAUUAAAACACCCUCGAGGCAAUUAGGAAAUUAGCAGGAUUAAGCUAAUGGCUACACCAGCUGAAAACAGCAUUAUUUUUGUCCUGCUGUCGGCAGUUCAUCAAACUUUGAUUUUAAAGCUGAUGCUGCUGUAAAUGGUGUUAAUCUGCUUAUCAUGAAGUGUUUGAUCAGGAGAGCGUUCUGAGUGGCUGCAAGUGCGAUAUUGCAAAAUGCACGGCGUGCGAACGCUUCUCUGAAGGGAAAUCCUUGAAGUGUGGUUGGAGUGCGUGUGAGUGUGUGACCUAUUCACUGAACUAUAGUGCUGCUAAAGCUGAUAUAUAAGGUAUUAUGUUACAGUAUUUGGAUUUUUUUAAAAAAGUAUUAAAUAAUGUCGACUUCAUGUAAGUGCACAAAUGAACUGAUAUUUAGGUUUGUACGGACGAGCGGUUGGAGCUGAUGACCGGAGCCCACUUUGACCUCAUCGUCCACCCAAAACAAAGUCAUCCAGGGUGUCUGUGGGCAUGUGUUUGUGUGGUCUGUUCUCUGUGUUAUCACCUGUUUCUAGUACUGUCAGAGUGACGGUAUUGAAUUUAUUCACAAUGAAUUAAAUAAAAGUGACCUUUGGAUUCCA
Molecule: messenger RNA, 7294 nt
Organism: Stegastes partitus (bicolor damselfish)
Lineage: Eukaryota; Metazoa; Chordata; Actinopteri; Pomacentridae
Gene: mpdz
Product: multiple PDZ domain crumbs cell polarity complex component
Exons: 47
Coding region: 125-6367 (2080 amino acids)
Molecular function (GO): protein binding
Source: RefSeq, a predicted model, not a curated record